Molecule: messenger RNA, 414 nt
Organism: Rodentolepis nana
Lineage: Eukaryota; Metazoa; Platyhelminthes; Cestoda; Cyclophyllidea; Hymenolepididae
Source: the annotation of a GenBank genome assembly
AUGGAUAUACUCACUCUAACAGUGCCUCUAACGUGCAUCUCAAUUGGGCUUACCGUUACUUCCCUUGUUUUACCGAAUUGGAACUGUGGCGGUUUCUUUACUACCUGUGUAUUUACUCUCGUUCAUCUCAUAGUUAUGGUCCUGAUUCUAAGCGGAUUAUUUUUGAUAUCAAUAAUUUUUAUUACUGAAAUGUUUGGAGCCUGUAGACCCUCUUGGAUGCCUGGACCAUUCUGUGGAACUAUCAAAAUACUCGUCUCGACAAUUGGAGCCGGGAGUCUUAUGGCUGGUAAUGUUUUCUAUGCCUUCAUGUUUGUUCAAUCUUGGUCCUUCCUGCUCUCCUUUUCUGGCGCUAUUGUCGCCGUUCAUGUUGUCCUCUUCUCUAUGUUUGGUUCAAAAUGCUUCAAAAACAACUGA